Messenger RNA from Cuscuta epithymum, 416 nucleotides. The record is from the annotation of a GenBank genome assembly. Lineage: Eukaryota; Viridiplantae; Streptophyta; Magnoliopsida; Solanales; Convolvulaceae.
GUUAGAGCUUAUGAAAUGCCACCUCAGUCCAGGGGAGGACAGAGGAUGGAGUUGGUUUUCAUCGACUCUCAGGGAGACAAAAUUCAUGGUUUGAUAAAGAGGCCUCUGCUACGGAUGUUUAGGUCUAAGAUUGUGGAAAACGAGGUUUACGCGAUUAGGGGUUUCUUGGUGAUGGAUAACUACUACACUUAUAAAGCCACAAACCAUGCCUACUUGAUUGAAUUUUAUAGCAAGACAAUAAUCAAGGAUAUUAAUCCUGAGAUUGUGCCGAAUAGCGUGUUUGACUUUCAGCCAUUUGAGGUUCUACAAACCUUAAGGGUUGUUGAUGAUAAACAACUAAUUGAUGUUAUUGGAAAGGUGGUUGGCAAAUGUACGGCACAGAACCUCAUUAUCAAUGGCAGGGGCGAGAGGCUGAU